GUACACACACCAUCUUCAGAAUCUUAUCACAUAUGUUGGGGUCUUGUAAAGGUAAUUUAAUAGCAUCUGAAAGCAUGGAAGUUGAAGGUGGGAAAAAAAAUCAUGGAAAAAAAAGGAAACAAGCUGAGUUUGCUGUGGAAGAGCACACUGCUGAACCUUGCACACCUGCAGCUCCAUCAACUUCCAUAGUUCUUAGGAAAAGUCCACCGUCAGUUCUACCGGUAAAGCUUUCAAAAUGGCUUGUUCAAAACUUUGACCCAGAUAGCUGUUCACUUAAUAUUUUAAAUGAGCGGGUUAGAAUCACAGAAAAGGAUGUCCAUCUAACCCUUGGCCUCCCGACCGGGCCAUUUGAUGUGCUAGAAGCUCAAAACAAGCCAACAGACCCUGAGGAUUAUAAGACUUUGGUCCUUAAGUGGAGAGAUGAGUGGGGUUUACAGAGGGAUUUUCCACAUACCAAUGCUAUGCCCGAUAGAAUUUUAGGAAUGGCGGGGUCAAGUGAAGGAUUUAAGCUCAAUUUUAUGGUGUUCUUCAUCUCUACCUGCAUAUCCGGAAACACAAAUACAUUUGCAAAUUCAAGAGUUUUGCGCUCCUUAGUCAAUUUGAGUAACGUGAAUAAAUUAAACUGGUGCAAGUAUACGUUGACCAGUUUAAUUAAUUCUACCAUUCAAUGGAAGCGAAAGUCAAAUCCUUAUUUUACUGGGCCUGUUUUGUUCUUAAUUAUGUUUUAUGUUGAUAGGGUUGUCUUCCGAAUGAGAGUAGUGCCUAGAACUUUUCCAACUAUGCUAGGUUGGACUUCGCAGAAGCUUAAGGAAAGAGAAGGAUUGGAGCGGGAAUCAGGUGGUUUUGGCCGUGAAUUUGCACGCGCCUUAUGUUCUCCUUUUUGGAUAAGAAACAUGGAAGCACUCUCACGGUUGAGCCGUGCCGAGAAGGUUCUCACGGACUACGUAUUCAACAAAUCUCUUUUACUUGGGGAAGUUUUGUACAAAGACAUGUUUUGUGAAAUGAAGCGAAGCGAUUUAAUAUCCUUUUCCGAAGGGUCUGUCUCGUCACUUAUUUUACAGAUUUGGUGUCGAUUCUUGAAUGCCGAGGAAAAGCAUCGAAGCAAGUCAGAUGUCUAUCGAGUUUUCCUUAGCACGAAUCCUUUUGCUGAGUUUGUAAAGAUCAGUUUAUAUGACGAUGCUCAUGAAACCUUUUGUGAAGUCGCUGACAGAGAAUUGGUAGAACAACAGUUUUAUGGCGGCAUUGAUAUGUGUACUACAGAUUUGGUAUUCUUCUUGGUUGCUGAUGAAACAGACAAGGAUGAUGUUUAUAUAGUCUGUUUUAACAUGAAAAAGGAGAAGAUAACCAUCAUUGAUUCAAUUGAAGAUAAAACUAAGGUGUAUGAUACAUGUGUUGAAUGUUUGAAAAAGGGAAUGUGCGAGUUUUUCAAUGAAAAACAACUUGAGCAAAAAGAAAGUAAAAUUUCCAAAUUUCCUUUUGAAAUAACAAAGAAGGCAUGUUAUGGGAACAUGGAAGGUAUGGGUGUUGGUGUCAUAGCCAUGAGGCAAUUGGAAACUUUCAAGGGGAAUUUGAAUACGUGGAAGAUGGAUUUGAACAAAAAUGAUGUAAAUGGAUUAUGAAUGCUCUGUGUCCGAUAUUGCUACGAAAUGCUCACCUCUGAUCAUAAUCAACUUGCCGUACAAGU
Molecule: messenger RNA, 1684 nt
Organism: Cuscuta campestris
Lineage: Eukaryota; Viridiplantae; Streptophyta; Magnoliopsida; Solanales; Convolvulaceae
Source: the annotation of a GenBank genome assembly